AUGAAGGCCAUUGAAAUUGGCCUUCCAGUGCAUAUCGCCACUCUCGAGACGGUUGCAGGCGAUCAGGUGCACUUCUGGGAUCCGGCCAAGGCGGCAAUCUAUCGUCAUGUUCGGGACAUGGGCGAUCUGUUGGUCACACCGGCCGCGACUGCCUCUCACUCAGGCUCUGGCAUGGAGGAAGCAUGGUCACUUGAGGCCGCCUGUCUCGUUGUUCCGGUAGCGGUACCAGGCGGCAGGCUGAUUGGCACACUGGGCGUGGACACUCUACAAGAAACCGAUAUGCCCGGACAAUUCGAGGAGCAUGAGAUACAGUUUCUGCAGGCACCGAUGGUUGGUCGGCUCAUGAUGAAGGGGCCCCGGGUAGGAGAAGAGUUGAGGCCCAUUCUGGAAAAGAACCGACUUUACGAAUACAUGGCACAGCACAAUUCUGCGAUAGCACCAACCUUUGCAUGA
Molecule: messenger RNA, 453 nt
Organism: Protopolystoma xenopodis
Lineage: Eukaryota; Metazoa; Platyhelminthes; Monogenea; Polystomatidea; Polystomatidae
Source: the annotation of a GenBank genome assembly